Galleria mellonella (greater wax moth) is the source of this 515-nucleotide messenger RNA. RefSeq lists its product as uncharacterized. Lineage: Eukaryota; Metazoa; Arthropoda; Insecta; Lepidoptera; Pyralidae. The coding region runs from base 107 to 445 and encodes 112 amino acids. The record is from RefSeq and is a predicted model, not a curated record. The transcript has a single exon.
UCCUACACGAUUACUCACACCUAGUACUGAAUACAUACCUAUAGCACAUACCGGUCUACACUCAGUCACUUGGCAUCUAUAACUGGUUACAACUAUACAUCGCAAAAUGUAUCUAAAAACAGUAAUAUUAUUAUGUGCUUUCUUGACCGUGGCGCACGCAAAGAGUGUGUUCGUAGGUCAAGUGUACCAACAAGGGGUUAUAAAUAAAGUGUAUGAGAAGACAGUAGAAGCCACCGGGAUACCAUUACUCAAAAGAGAGGAAGAGGUGUACUUCGAGUAUCCACUAGGAGAUCAGAGGAUCAAAGGGAUCGCGAUCAAGGAUCUAGAGAACGGUUUAGCGGAGCCGUCCAUCAAUCGUGGUGGUCUAGGCUCUAAUUUCGUCAAUAUAAAGCUGAAGAGUCAGAGGGGAUCUGGAUUCAAGUUCCUCAUAGAAAUAUAUGCGUGAAUUACUGUUUUAUCGAAGGAUAUUGUGUAUUCGAAAUGUUAUGUUGGUGAUUAAAUUAAUUCAAUGUUUU